This is a messenger RNA of Drosophila rhopaloa, 1021 nucleotides long. RefSeq names its product MORN repeat-containing protein 3. Lineage: Eukaryota; Metazoa; Arthropoda; Insecta; Diptera; Drosophilidae. The transcript is spliced from 3 exons. The record is from RefSeq and is a predicted model, not a curated record. The coding region runs from base 37 to 945 and encodes 302 amino acids.
AACUUUGUACCGCCCGGUCAAGUUAUCGUUGCGAGCAUGGGUACCUGUUUGGAACGUUAUUUUUGCCCCAAUAAGCCUGUCUGCAGCUCAGGCAGAAGAGCCACUUUCUAUUAUCCUGGAGGUGGGUCCUACUCGGGAUAUUGGUUGUGCAACAAACACCAGGGCUGGGGUGUCAAGAUGACGGCAAAGCGAACUUCCCAGUACUUUUUUGGUAAGAAGCAGCCUGAAGGCCAGCUCGUCUACGAGGGUCACUGGGUGAUGAACAAGCGGCAGGGAGUCGGAUCAAUGCUCCGCAAGCGUGGGACUGACGUCCAGCUGAUAUAUUCUGGAAGAUGGUAUGAUGACAUGAAGUGUGGAGAGGGCAAGCAAUUCUAUCCCGAUGGAUGUGUCUACUUCGGAAAAUGGCUGAGGAACCGACGUCACGGACUGGGCAUUCAAUGGUACAAAGAUGGGAACAUCUAUGCGGGCGAGUGGGAGACUGAUUUCCGACAUGGCCUGGGCGUCAUGUUCUACGCUAAUGGCAACCGUUACGAAGGACACUUUGCACGAGGAUAUAAAAAUGGUGAGGGCGUCUUCUACCAUAUGCACACGGGUCAAAUCCAGAAGGGAAUGUGGGAAAACGAUAAUGUGAAGACAUCGAUGAUGCAGGACGAUCCCAAAAUUCGAUGUAAUCUUGCAGUAACGCCGUAUCCGAUUCCUCGAAACUAUCUCAAAUAUCCCAAUGAAAUAGUGCGAGAACUUUUUCAGAGAUAUAAAGUUUUUAGCGAAAAGCCUCACCGAAGAUUUAAUGACAAAGUUAGUCUUGACUUCAUUCACCAUCACCGACAAUAUGCUUCUUUCGAAGAACGGUUUGCGUCGCCCACAAUUGUGGACCUCCCCAGUGCUCAGUUUGCUUGCACUUGCGAGCAGAUAGCCAGAAAUGAAACCAAUAUUAGUCAGAUUUAGUUUUUUACCACUGUUUUUCUCAAAAAUUGGACGAAUUAUUAAUAAUGAAAUAAAUUAUAUGUGCUGACCAUCUGUA